Mercenaria mercenaria is the source of this 866-nucleotide messenger RNA. Its product is annotated as guanylate-binding protein 6-like. Bases 306 to 854 code for a protein of 182 amino acids. Gene Ontology annotation, molecular function: GTPase activity; GTP binding. NCBI's taxonomy places the organism in Eukaryota, Metazoa, Mollusca, Bivalvia, Venerida, Veneridae. The record is from RefSeq and is a predicted model, not a curated record. The transcript has 3 exons.
GAAGGGAGAUGAAGUAAAUGACAACAACAUACUUUGUUUGGCGACUCUUCUGAGUGGAACACUUGUUUAUAACUUGCUUGGAGUCAUAGACGAGAAGCAGCUGAAAAAUCUGUCGUUUGUGGCUCAAAUUUCAAAGAAGAUUGCUUUAAGUAACACUCUACCUCAGGACGACCUGAAGGUUAUUCCAGAUAUUGGUUUCUUUUUCCCAUCGUUUGUUUUAUGUCUCCGUGAUUUCUUCCUUGAAAUGGCCAAUGGAGAAACACCAGAUAAUUACUUCGAAAAAUGUCUGCAAGUAAAGAAAGGAGAUGCGAAAAAAAAUUACAAAAUACAAUACUAUCCGAGUAGCAAUACUGGAAAAUUUUCAAAGAAGAAAAUGUUUCACUUUUGACAGGCCAACGGGACGUAAAAACCUGGCCCGAUUAGAAGAUGUAGCAGAGUCAGAACUAGGAAAGGACUUUCUCAAUGACACAGAAUUGUCUGUAGAGUAUAUGCACAGUUGUGAACCAAAGAUCCUAAUGGAUGAAAGUCUUGUAAAUGGAAGAAUGUUUUCCUCAUUGGCGGAGCAAUACACAGAGUAUUUAAGAUCUGGGAUGGUACCAUGUAUCGAUGACGCACUCACUAUAAUGUCAUACCAAGAGAACAGAAUAGCUCUUAAAAAUGCGGUUGACCUGUUCAAGCAGCAGAUAGAAGCCAUAGAACUGCCUUUACCCGAUGAUUUUGAGUUAAGGUACAAACAAACGCAGAGAGAUGCACUGAAAAUAUUUCGGAAAAUGGCCGUUUUAGAUGAUUACCAAACGUUUCAGAAAAUAGCAGAGGUAAAUGUACUCUUUGAAUUUUUAAAUACAAUCUGGUAACCACUGCUUACA